UCAGUGAUAAGGAGAGACUGAACUGCGUCUCCAGUCGGCCAGGGGAGGAUUUGAGGCUGGCGAAGGGUGUAAAUUCCACUACAAUCGCUCACUGGCGUUUCCCACACCACUUCCGAGCAGGAAAAUCAUCACGUGUCUCACGGACGCUCGUCGGCUGUCGCGCUCACUCCCCAAUCGAUCGCCACGAGCGCGGCCCAAAAAGCUCCGUCGCAUUUCCCUCGCUCUCCAGUGCCCAAUAAAACGUCCGAGCGGCAGCAAGCCAGCGACUCCUCGACAUCGCAGCGCUCGAUGCUUUUUCCUGGGCAAAGAUCGGGUCAGUGAGUGAGAUUCGCAAAUCUCAGCAAGUGUGCGCCAGAGAGAAAAUCCCAGUCGAAAAUUGUGAAGAGUGAAUUUCUGCCAGCACCACAAUGUCGCCGUCUGUGAGUGUCCUGAAGAGGCAUCAAGCCAUCCCAGUGCUGAACACUCGAGGAACGCACUACGAAGUGGGAUUCGAUGUGGGUCGCACCUUUGCGUCGCUGAUCAGGGAGUUUCUCACCCUGUCUGAGCCCCUGAACAACACAUACUUACCGCUGUACAACACGAGCGAAGGACGAGCUGUGUACAAUGAGACGCUGAAUUCCGUGCGCGCCUCCUUUCCCCAGUACAUCCGGGAGCUGGAGGGAACGGCCGAUGGGGCCCAGGUGGAAUUCCACAAGCUCUUCCUCCUGCACAUGGACGAUAUCACGCCGAAAGCCGUGGCGGGCAGGAAUAGUGUGGAUCAGCCGAUUGGCUGCACCAGCAUCUGCGUGAAUCAGCCCGGCGAGGAGUUGAUUGCCCACAAUGAAGACACUCUGCCAGAGGUGAUGAACUUCUUCUAUCUCGUGUCGGCGCACAUUGUGUGCGAUGAGCCGCAGGGGAAGCACAAGGUGAAGGAGGAGAAGUUCACGUCUCUCUGCUAUGCUGGACAUCUUCCUGGCUACACCAUGGGCUACAAUCACCACGGAUUGAUCUUCACCAUUAACACGCUGAGCGCUGACACGCUGCACAGUGGAAAGACUCCUCGUCACUUCAUCACUCGCGCUCUGCUCAGCGCAGACAACUUCGUGCAGGCGCAGCACAUCAUCAGAGACGCUGGCGUGGGCGCAGCCGAUGGCUGUUCCAUCAACAUGACCUUCCUGCGCCAGGAUGGGCCCAGAGUGUUCCACAACAUCGAGAUGGGCCCGGCGAAGAGCAACGAGAGUCAGCUGGAAGUGAAGACAGCCGCCAAGGGAGAAUACUUGGCGCACUGCAACAAAUACCUUCGCUUGCCGGUACCCGAAGUCACGGGACUCAUCAUUGAUUCCAGUGUGGAGAGAAUGCUGACGCUGCGCAAGCUGGGAGAGCCCAAGAAUCGCGCUGAUGUCAUUGAGAUGCUGGGCGAUGAAUCGUCCAAAAUCCACCCAGUCUUCCGUGGAAGACGUGACGAUCCAAUCAAGACGAUCGCCGUGGGAAUUUUCGAUUGCAUCGCACGCACGUGGACUCUGUACUCGGACAAUCCCAAGCGCAAUGAGCCUCUCGUUGUCCUGCCACUCGUGAUUAGAGACUAAAUAGAGAAAAAUCCCACCAGCUUUUCAUGUGAGAAAUCCCAGGUGAUUUCUCUUCAGCCGUUUUCUUAUCAAAUUCACCACUCCAAGUGAUAAGGCAUUUCAACAUAAACCCAGCAAUAUUGGAACAACGUUGCAAAAUUGUUCGUUAUUAAUUAAAUUAUAUAUCAAUGGCUAAUCGAGACUUAAAA
Molecule: messenger RNA, 1753 nt
Organism: Phlebotomus argentipes
Lineage: Eukaryota; Metazoa; Arthropoda; Insecta; Diptera; Psychodidae
Gene: tan
Product: beta-alanyl-dopamine/carcinine hydrolase
Exons: 5
Coding region: 408-1565 (385 amino acids)
Source: RefSeq, a predicted model, not a curated record